This is a messenger RNA of Crotalus tigris (Tiger rattlesnake), 2590 nucleotides long. RefSeq names its product poly(ADP-ribose) polymerase 2 (gene PARP2). NCBI's taxonomy places the organism in Eukaryota, Metazoa, Chordata, Lepidosauria, Squamata, Viperidae. The record is from RefSeq and is a predicted model, not a curated record. Gene Ontology annotation, molecular function: NAD+ poly-ADP-ribosyltransferase activity. Bases 131 to 2242 code for a protein of 703 amino acids. The transcript is spliced from 19 exons.
GCAAAUUUGACGACUGCAAAUAAAAGGGGUGGAGUCUGUCCGGAGGAGGGGCGCAGAACGUUCCCGGGAAGGACCUUGCGAGAGAAAGGCGGAAGCGGCAUCCCGGGUGGUGAAAGCGGAAGUUGCUGGGAUGAAAAGGAAACGAAAGGCUCCUGAAGUCCAGCCUGCCGAUGCAGGGACCCAGCCUGCACUGCGCUGGGAGCGAGAGAUCAGUGACAACAAAUGGCAGAUCUUCCCGUCUGGACAGAGUGAGGCCCUGAGCCAAGCCAUUCGGGAACAGAAAAGUACAGAAGAUUUUGGGGAAGACAUUGUGGACCUGUGCAAGAUGGUGGAGUGGAACAAGCAGAGCGGUGAGGAGAACCGUGUCCGUGUGGCUGUCUGGGAUCAGAAAUCCUAUUUGGUCUGGCAAUGGGAAGGAGACCAAGAAAACGACUGGAAUCCAUACCCCGCUGCUACCUGCUUGGAUUUACAGGCAGCCAAGAAUGGUUACCGGGAGCCCAUAGUGGACUUGACAGUCGGUCGGACCCGCUACAAGCUGGACACGGACCGCAUGGUGCAGACAAACCAGCGGACUAAAUUUGAACGUCGGAUGGAAUGCAGGGAGUCAGAUGCAACAGAGGCUGUGGGCGGAUCCCAGCUAAACAGCCGUGACUUGGAUGCCAGUACGGCGGUUCCUGCUAAGAAGUCCCAGACUGAAUUAGAUGCCCUAGCAUCGCGUGGGGAAGGAGAUGGGCAGGAAGCAGUGAAGACAUUGACAGUGAAAGGAAAAGCUCCGGUGGACCCAGAGUGCACAGCCAAAGCGGGAAAAGCUCAUGUUUAUUGUGAAGGAGACGACAUUUACGACGUGAUGUUAAAUCAGACAAACCUUCAAUUCAACAACAAUAAAUACUACCUCAUACAACUGUUGGAAGAAGACAAUGCACAGAACUACAGCGUCUGGAUGCGCUGGGGGCGCGUGGGUAAGCCUGGCCAGCAUUCCCUUGUGCCUUGCUCUGGAGAUUUAGCGAAAGCCAAAGACAUCUUCACCAAAAAGUUCCUAGACAAAACCAAAAACGAAUGGGACAAACGGAACAGCUUCCAGAAAGUCUCAGGCAAAUAUGAUCUCCUUCAUCUGGACUACGAAGCCCGAGAUGCUGAGAAUUCAGCAGAUGCUGGCCCUGAGAAAACAGUCUCCAAGCCCAAGCCAGUUUCCCAGCUGGAGCCACGGGUGCAGGCUUUGCUAGAGCUGAUAUGUAAUAUUCGGAUGAUGGAGGAGAUGGUGAUCGAGAUGAAGUACGACACCCGGAAAGCUCCACUAGGAAAGCUGACCGCUGAGCAGAUCCAGGCAGGCUACCGGUCAUUACAGAAAGUGGAAGCGUGUCUGAAGCGGAGUCAGACUGGUGCUGCCCUGCUGGAAGCUUGCAAUGAAUUCUACACACGGAUCCCCCAUGAUUUUGGGCUGAAAACACCUCCACUAAUAAAGACAUUAAAGGAACUCCAAGAAAAGGCACAGCUACUGGAGGCUCUCAGUGAGAUCCGUAUUGGCAUCAAACAUGUGCAGUCAGAACAGUUGGAUCUGGAGCAUCCUUUGGACCGGAGCUACAGGAGUCUCGACUGUGAGCUCCAGCCCUUAGAAAAGGCCAGCGAUGUUUUCCAGGUACUGGAGCGCUACUUGCUCUCCACCCAUGCUCCCACCCACAAGGAUUACACAAUGACUCUGGUCGAGGCCUUUGAAGUGAACAAGAAAAGCUCAGAAGCCACUUUCCGUUUUGACCUGUCCAACAGGAUGCUGCUGUGGCAUGGAUCUCGCCUGGGGAACUGGGCGGGGAUUUUGAGCCAGGGAUUGCGUGUGGCACCACCAGAAGCACCCAUCACGGGCUAUAUGUUUGGAAAAGGCAUUUACUUCGCGGACAUGUCCUCUAAGAGUGCCAAUUACUGUUUUGCCACUCGCGAGAAAGACAUCGGCCUCCUCCUGCUGUCAGAGGUUGCCCUAGGGGAGUGCAAUGAACUGUUGGAGGCCGAUCCAGAAGCAGAACGUCUGCCCGCCAGCAAACACAGUACCAAAGGCUUAGGCAAGCUUGCUCCAGCCAAUUGUGUUUCUCUGCAUGGUGCAAUUGUUCCCCUGGGCCCAGCUGUAGAAACUGGGAUAGCAAACUCUCGUGGCUAUACCCUGAAUUACAACGAAUUCAUUGUCUAUGACCCCUGCCAGGUGCGUAUGAAAUACCUUCUGAAGGUGCGCUUCAAUUUUGUACAGCUUUGGUGAACGGGGGGAAAAAAUGGAGAGAAAAACUGGCAUAAGAGUGACAUCUUGAAGCACGUGGAUGGUUCUCUUUCAAUGGGACAUGUCAAGUGCUUUCUAGCUGACAGGCUGAGAGCUCAACACCUGAAACUGACUCUGUCACGGGUUAGAAGACUUUUGCCGUGUUUUAGUUUACUUUUCUGCUCUGAAGUUUGCUCCUGAAUGACAAAAACUAUGUUAUGAAGGAAAGCUAAUCCUUAGGAUUUCCAGGUGGUCAUUAUUUUUUUCUUGGAUGAUCUGAAAAUUAGUUCCAGUAGAAACACACCAAUUGCUUGAUUUUUUUUUUUUAAAUAAAGGAAUAUAUUCACUCUG